Molecule: messenger RNA, 1485 nt
Organism: Gloeophyllum trabeum ATCC 11539
Lineage: Eukaryota; Fungi; Basidiomycota; Agaricomycetes; Gloeophyllales; Gloeophyllaceae
Exons: 5
Coding region: 1-1485 (494 amino acids)
Source: RefSeq, a predicted model, not a curated record
AUGAGCGAUCAGAGGCGGAAGAAAUCGAAGAUUCAGAGUCGCUGCGACCACCUCGCUGGCGGAUGGGCAGGUUUCGGCCCCGCGGAGAAGGCAGAGGGGACAAAGGGUACUGCCCAUAUUUCCCCGUUGCAUAAAGUCGCCAAGGCAAACUCUGCCAGAGCCUUACCUCAAGCGCUUCACGCCAACGACGCGAAAUUAUCCUCCUCAUCGACCACGCCCUCUGUCUCCACUGCCGCUCCACAGGCUAGUGGCUCCCCGUGGUCCACAGACGAUGUUUCCGACGGGCAAGAGCAUGACAUCGUCAAUCACCACACUGAGGGCGAGAACAAUCCCAAGGAUGUCUCCACGGACGAUAGUGCAGUCUCCUUGGGGAUUCUGGUGGAUGGGGUAGAAUCUGGUUCGACAGCGGAUGGUGCCAGCCCUCAGGUGCCUGUCACUCCAACUGAAGUGGUUUCAGACACCCUGGAUGGAGAUUCGGAGGGCGGUUCGAUAGGCGAGGAAGAGUCUGAAGAUGUCUUAGAGCCGCAGUCGUUGCUCCCGCCGCGCUCGCGCAUGGGCAGGUUUGUCGUCUCUUGCGAUGCACAAAAUGGGAACGUGGCCGCCGCUAAUACACCGCCUUUGACCGGAAGCGCGAAGGUAAACUCUACCACCGCCCCGCCUCAAGUACCUACAGCCGGCAACGCCAAAAUGUCCACCUCCACUGCUGUCACUAGUGGCUCCUCGUCGUCCGUUGGCCAUAUCUCCAAUGGCGAAGAAGCGAACGCCGCCGCUGAUUGUAGCAUUGGAGGAGAUGCAGAGCCCCACGGCAGUCCGAUGGCAAAGGGUGCAGAGGCUUCAGGCGAGCUGGGCGAUGGAGUCGAGGAUCGAUCCCAAGUGGAAGGCACGAGCCUCCGGUCUACGACUCCUGUUGAAGUUCUGUCGGAGGCCUAUGAUAGAGGAACGAAUGGCGGCUCGGCAGAGGAGAGUGCUGCCAGUGAAGCUCCUGCCAGCGCGCCUGCACAUCGUUCAGAGGUGGCAGAAAAUCGCUCACUCGCUGCUAUGACUCCGGCUGAAACCGCCUUGGAGGCUCUCGAUGAUGUCGUGUCCCAUGUUCCGCUUACACCCUCUUCCGCCCCGUCUGUGGGAGAGGAGAACGGUAGUUCUACGGCGCCCAACGCUAAUGUCCAGAAGAUUGACGAGCCAACUUAUCUCCAGGCGCCAAUGGAGGCCAAGGAUGCUCUCGAGAGCGUGAGCGAACGUCAAGGUUCUGCGAGUACAAUGUCGUCCAAGGCCAAGCCUGAGGAUCGUAAAGAACUCAGUCAGGCUUCCGCUACCCCACCGAAUAAUAAUAAGCGAAAGUGUCUUGGGGAAGACGAAGAGAUUUCUUCAAGCACGGUGAAGAAGAACUCCAAGACCGUAGAUGAAUCUCCCUCGACCGCCCACCAGAGUAACGGAGAAGCAGGGCCGCCUGUCAAGGCGAAGAGGAUGAAGACCGAGAAGUUCUAG